CAAUUCUUCCGGGCAAAACUGAAACCCACGUCUCUGAAGUCUCUUGGACAUUUUAAAAUAAGGGCAGGAUGUCAGCAGUGAAGAUGACGGAGGGGCGUGUUUCGCUGGAUUGCGGGGGUGAGCCACUGUUUUACCGGCAGGCGGAGCCCGCAGACCGCGCAGCGAGGCUGUCUGUCCUGCUGCUGCACGGCAUUCGCUUCUCCUCCGAGAACUGGCUCAAGAUUGGCACUCUUGAAACGCUCGCCAAGGCCUCCUGCCGCGCCGUCGCUAUCGAUUUGCCAGGUCUGGGAAAUUCCAAGGGGGCAGUGGCCCCUGCCGCGGUUGGGGAGCUUGCCCCUGGAGACUUCCUGAAGCAGGUGCUGGAAGCACUUAAGCUGAGCCCUGCGGUGGUGAUCAGCCCCUCCCUGAGCGGCAUGUACUCCCUGCCGUUGCUGUUUCAGCAUGGAUCCCUGGUCAGGGCCUACAUCCCAGUUGCUCCCAUCUGCACUGAAAAGUUCACGGCUGAACAGUACAGGAGUGUUCAGACUCCUGCUUUGAUUGUCUAUGGAGACCAGGAUACACAACUGGGAGAAGUGUCCCUGAACAACCUGAAGAAUCUGGCCAAUCACAAAGUAGUGGUGAUGAAAGGGGCGGGACACCCCUGUUACCUGGAUAACCCUGAGGAGUGGCACAGGGCAGUGCUCGAUUUCAUGGAGACUUUGUGAUGCUGUAAAAAAGUAAUCAACAAUGACACCAGAGCAUUCUUCCUAGAUUAGGACAAUAUGUCUGUGCCUGCAUUAUUGAACUUGAUCAGCACUUGUGAAC
This is a messenger RNA of Megalops cyprinoides (Indo-Pacific tarpon), 804 nucleotides long. RefSeq names its product abhydrolase domain containing 14B (gene abhd14b). Bases 69 to 704 code for a protein of 211 amino acids. The record is from RefSeq and is a predicted model, not a curated record. NCBI's taxonomy places the organism in Eukaryota, Metazoa, Chordata, Actinopteri, Elopiformes, Megalopidae. Gene Ontology annotation, cellular component: cytoplasm. The transcript is spliced from 4 exons.